ACUGACCUUAAAGCUCGCUCUGGCGCGCACAAGUGGGCAGUGUAAUCAGAUUAGUGCGCAGGCAGGAUUACACGUGCAAGCAGAUGGAACACUGAGGCGGUCUUCAGGUUUACUUUGAGCCAAAGUGCACACACAGGCAGAGGCUCAAGAGGAGGACAGGAUGAAGAUGGAUUAAACCCCAUGUUGUUCAAACAGAUAUAAAAGAAGACACGACACAGGAAUUGCUGGAAAACUAGGGUGCUUUGAUUGAUUGUGUGAAGGUGUGAUGUCUCCCGUGGUGGACGAGACAGCGGGGGACCUCCCAGUUCGCGAUGUGGGGCUGAUGAGGGGAGGACUCAUGCUGACUGUUCCAGCAGAUGCCACACGUGACAUGAAGCCGUGGAAGAAGCAUCACAUCAUGAUGACCAAAGAUCCUCAGCGGCUCUUUCGUUUCCCCAGGGAGCAACUGGAGGACCUUUGCCUUCACCUGCAAGAAGAGAACACUGUGUUAAGAAUGCACUCACGAGCACAAGAGCAAAAGAUGCGCAGGAUGUCCACCAGACUGAUUCGUCUUCGUCAAGCCAGUCCCGGUGCCAAAGACAGGGACAUGGAGGACUCAUUGCAAGAGCUGGAAGCUCGUGUGGCCACGUUGGAGAGCCAGAAGGUUGUAUUACAGAACAAACUCAGCCUGGCCAAGCAGCACAUUCUGGACUUGGGGGGGCGUACACCAUACAAGUUCAACAAAGGUAAAUGUGCAGAAGUUGAGGGCGGAGUCAGGAGGGCUGCGCAGACGGCCCCACCCCGCUACGGCCCAACAAAAGAGGAUACCAGGGGGCAGAUGGAGAAAUUCUGUGUGAGCGAGCAGAUGAGGGUGACGGAGCUCCAACUGGCCCUCCGAGACACACUCCAAGAUAAAGAGCGAGAGAUGAAGAAGCAACAGGCUGAAAUACACAAAGCAACCAUCAGAGAAAACGUGGAUGUGAUCCGUCUCCAAAAGAAUCUUUCCGAGAAGAGUACGGCCCUGCGGGUAACCCAGGAGAAGAUCACUGACCUGCAACAGGCCUAUGAGAAGCAGCUGGAGGAGACUCAGACGUCACUGAGGGAAAGCCAGGCUGUCCUCCUAGAGAAGGUGGAGGAGCUGAGUGAGAAGCUGAAGCAGGAGAGGCAGAGAGUGCUGACCCUGGAUGGUCAACUCACAACUGCCAGUUUGUCUCUGCAGAAUCUGGAAAAGCUACAAGAGCGUAUAAGUGACCUGGAGGGAGAGAGGGAUCGGAUAAAAGAAAGCUAUGACUCACUACUUGAGAGUACUUUAUCUACUUACAACGACACUGUGGAAGAACACAAGGUAGUGUACAAGGAAAGGGAGGCACCAGAAGACACCGUUUCCAUGAUAGAUGCAAAUAUCCUGGAGAAAGCGCUGCAGGCAGAGCGGGACGAAAGAGGGAGGCUGGAAUCAGAGAAGGAGAAGCUCAUACUAGAGAAGGAGAUAAUGGAGGAGCAGAGGGAGCAAGAAGGAGCCAAACUUAAAUAUCUGGAAGAGAAGAUACUGGAGUACAACGAGCAGAUUUCUGUCCUACAGCGCAGACUAAACUCUGUCACCAAGGAGUUUGACAUGAGUGACGAAGAGCUCAGUGAAACACUUUUUCAGAUUAAGGCGUUCCGUAUGCAACAGGAGAGCAGAGAGGGUUUAUGUCUCCCCGGGGCUGAUGGAGAGAAAGAGCUUGUCAACAAUCAGGCCGUACACGCCGAGACCGUGCUCGAAUUACAGAAAACCAGGAGCCUCCUUUUGCUAGAGCAUCGCAUCAGUAAAGACUUUCAGGAGUUGGAUACAACCAAAACAAGGUUGGAGAGUGAAAGGGAGGCAAUGAGGAUGAGGAUGGCGGAGAAAGACAAACUGUUAUGCAAAAGAGCUCUCCAGAUCAACGCUUUACAAGACCAGCUGAAAACCUUUGCGUACAACACAAAGAACCACAAACGGACCAUACCGAUACAGUACACAUGGCCAACAGGAGAAAAACAAGCAGUCUCGCUUGAAGAUUAUAUUUCUUAUUCUCCACUGAGGUCUGGAGAGUCCCUCUUAGAAAUUCACAUCAAGGAUGCCACCUUUACUCCAAGUGGGCUUCGGAAUAUGAGCAGCAUUGAUCCAGACCAAGGUGAAGACACGGUGACCUUCUGUACGUACAGCCUUUUGAACUUUGAAGUCCACUCCACACCUUUGGUGGCGGGAAGCCAACCCAACUACAGCUUCACCUCUCACUAUGCUCUGACUGCCUGUGAUCUGGAAAGGCUAGAGGUACAGGGGUGGAAGGUCAAAGUGGAGCUACACCAGGCAGUAGGAGGGGUCCGCUUUCUAACACACGGGAGCGGACAGUUGUCCCUGUUGGCUGCCGUGGAGAGGAGAGGGGAACAUAUUAAUGGACGUGUGCACAUCACAGGUUCUGUGGGGGAAAUAGUUGGUGUUGUGGAUUUCUGGGUCCGUCUAUUUCCACCUACAGAGCCCAUUAAUGCAGUGGUGUCGGGAGGCAAUGACAGGACCACAGCAACAAAGAAAAUGCCGGCUCAAAUCUCUCUUGGCUGGCAAACUACCGGCCAUGCGCAGGAGUUGUACGAUUUUGGUGGAGGCAUUCCCAACGAGCUGAUGUUGCUGCUGGAGCGCUGUGAGAGUCUAAAAGGGCGCUGGCCUGGACUACUUCCUGAUGCCUACCUGACCUACAGAUUCUACGACCUGCAGCCCCAUGUGUCCCAAACGGUCCGGAGUAAUGUUAACCCAGUUUUCCACGACAUCACCAGCUACCCGCUUGCAAUCACAACUGAUGUGUUGCACUACUUGAGGUCAAGCAGCCUUUGGGUCUAUGUGUUUGAUGACAGCGAUGACCAGAUACCACCAGUCUACUUGGCUAAAACACCCAUCCCACUGAGAGCGCUGGCGACUGGCAGGGAGAUCCAAGGUCACUAUGUUCUGCGUGAUCCAGCUGGUGGCCCACGGGGGACUGUCAGGGUGUUGAUUAAAUGGAAGUACCCCUUUCAACCACCAGUAGAUGUGAUGGAAAACAGCAUGAAAAACCAAGGAUUAGCAGAAGACUCACAAAAACCAAUAGCUAAGCCCAGAGUCAAGACAAAGCAACUUGAGUCAGGAGCAACCCAAGCAAAGAUGAGAGAGAUGAGAGCUUAUCCUUCACUUGACAACAUACAACCACGCCAGACCAAGAGGUCCAACAAAAAGUCUCCUGCUCGUCAUGACGAGGAACCCCGCACUGUGCUCUCUCAUUCGCCAAUCACAAAAUCUUCCAGACAUGCCACAUCACUGAGAAGACGCUCUUUUGGUGAUCCUGCUACUCAGAACAUUUCCUCUGUGGAUCUGGUGUCAGUGGAUAAAGAGCAGGAAAAUGAGGAAAGGAGCGAGAGUGCUGCUGAAGAACCCUCGGAGUCCUCUGAGACCUUAACAAGCGACCUCAUUGUUUCAUCGAAACAAGAGAGAAGAAAGGGUGACAAGCUGAGAGUGGAGAUCUUUUCGUUGACUUUCGAACCGUCCUCUCAAGUGGCGCUGGACGAUUCAGUGCAGCGUGUCUACGUGGAAUACCGGCUGCUGGGUAUUCCCAUGGAAACAACGGAGACACCUGUGUCCCUCCGCAAGCCCACAGAGGGGGAGGAGAUUCACUACAACUUCACACGAGUCAUCUACGUGGAUGGUUCACUGUCAGCCCCACUCAGACAGUAUCUUUACACCAUGUUGGAGGGCAGUGACCCCAACAAGGGCAGGUUAAAGUUCACCGUCGUCAGCGAGCCAAUGGAUGACAAUGAGGAGUGCUGGGAUGUCGGAUGCUCCUUCUUGGACCUGCAGGAGCUGCUGCUGACAGGGAACGACGUCAUUGAACGGCAAAUUGACAUUGUGCGAGUAGAUGACGAAAAGGAGGUGAUAGGAUUCCUCAAAGUGUCUCUGGAGGCAGCAAAAGCCCUGACUGGAAUUUACCAAGAGUUUCACCGGCCAAUGGAUGCUGAAGAUAACAGCGAUAAGGAAACCCAGCAAGAAGAAGAAGAGCAGCAGCAGAUGGAAAAAGAUGCAGUUAUAGUGAUAGACUACAAUGACAGCGACUUUUAAUUACACUUUAGGCCCACUCACAAAAAGGAAUAUUCAUUUGGCUUUUGGGUAAUGUUUCAAGUUGAGCCUAAAGUGCACUGUUUACCUUUACAAGUGAACCUAAUUUGACCUUCACCAAAUUUUUUAAUUAUCCAAAUAGUUAAAAGUUAAAAGCUAGUCUACUUUCUGCAUAACUUGCUGUUCUCUAACAAGUCGCUGAAUAGGUGUGUGAUCGAUACAUAAGCCAAUAAAUGUUUGGCUUCAAUUAGAAUCCGAAUUAGAAUUAGAUACAAAGGGACUGGAAGAGUCACUGAUAAUUAGAGGUGAGCGUGUCGUUCUAGGUUCUGAGUUCAAACCCCGGCCGAGUCAAACCAAAGACUAUAAAAAUGGGACUCAUUACCUCCCCGCUUGGCACUCAGCAUCAAGGGUUGGAAUUGGGGGUUAAAUCACCAAAGUGAUUCCCGGGCGCAGCACUGCUGCUCCCCACUGCUGCUCCCCACUGCUGCUGCCCACCGCUACCCUCACCUCCCAGAGGGUGAUCAAGGGUAUGGGUCAAAUGCAGAGGACAAAUUUCACCACACCUAGUGUGUGUGUGAGACAAUCAUUGGUACUUUAACUUUUUUAAAUAUUGAUAGUAUUGAUCCCAUGGUGGGGGUCGGUAUCGGAUCAAUACUUUUGUUGCAGUUUUUCGUCUGUGAAUCCAGCAAAUUAUUGUCUUUUCCUGAGAGCUCUUACGAGCGCAGCAUGUAUUCUAGUCUCGAAAUAAUAAUUUGUAACGCGCUUUACAUUUGUUAAAAUCUCAAAGUGCUACACAAUAUUUACAAAAAAAAUUAAAAAAUCUAAAUGAAAAGUUACAAUAGAAAAUUAAAAUAGAAAAACAACCCUUGAAAAACACUAGAUAAGCACUAGAUAAAACAUAG
Molecule: messenger RNA, 4977 nt
Organism: Nerophis ophidion (straightnose pipefish)
Lineage: Eukaryota; Metazoa; Chordata; Actinopteri; Syngnathiformes; Syngnathidae
Gene: rpgrip1
Product: RPGR interacting protein 1
Exons: 31
Coding region: 266-4078 (1270 amino acids)
Biological process (GO): non-motile cilium assembly; retinal rod cell development
Cellular component (GO): photoreceptor connecting cilium
Source: RefSeq, a predicted model, not a curated record